Molecule: messenger RNA, 765 nt
Organism: Heterobasidion irregulare TC 32-1
Lineage: Eukaryota; Fungi; Basidiomycota; Agaricomycetes; Russulales; Bondarzewiaceae
Exons: 8
Coding region: 40-627 (195 amino acids)
Biological process (GO): Rho protein signal transduction
Cellular component (GO): cytoplasm; cytosol; membrane
Molecular function (GO): protein binding; Rho GDP-dissociation inhibitor activity
Source: RefSeq, a predicted model, not a curated record
UAUCAACUCUCUGAUACACUCUACAAGCUCAUAACUACCAUGUCUACUGAAGAGGACGAUUUCGCGCCCAACACUACUCCUGGCUACAGGCCAAGUGCCGCGAAGACUAUCGAUGAGUAUGCCAAGCUCGAUGCAGAGGAUGAGAGUCUGGCGCGCUGGAAAGCUAGUCUGGGUCUUGGUACAGGAGCCGUUGGCGACACGAGCAAGCCCAAGGUUGAAGUGUUGACCUUGGAACUCACCUCUCCUUCCUUGCCUGAAGGGAAAACGAUCACGGUCGACCUGAAGAACGCUGAUCAGCUUGCUCAGCUGAAAGCGGCACCGCUUCAAGUCAAGGAGGGCGCCGAGUACAAUGUAUACAUCAGUCUUCAGGUUAACCACUCUCUUGUUACUGGCUGUCGGUACAUCCAAGUUGUGAAGCGUGCGGGGAUCAAGGUCGAGAAAGUGGAUGCCAUGCUUGGUUCAUACGGUGCCCAACCAGAUCCGCGCCGCGUCUCGGUCGUCCAGGACGAGUUCCCAUCGGGAAUGCUUGCUCGCGGUGUGUACAACGUGAGGAGUCGUGUCACGGAUAUUGAUGGAGAGGUGUAUGCUGAGUGGGACUGGCUGUUCAAGAUCGGCAAGGAGUGGUGAAGAAAGGCCUCAUGGAAGAAUGUAUUUUUUUGACACCCUGGUCUCUUGCAUUUAUACCUACUCCUUCUCUAUCUCACCUACGAGCGCGAACGCCAAUGUACUGCUCUGAACUGAAAUUUACACAAACAUGCUUUGCUG